Messenger RNA from Hibiscus syriacus, 1603 nucleotides. RefSeq lists its product as uncharacterized. The coding region runs from base 165 to 1562 and encodes 465 amino acids. Lineage: Eukaryota; Viridiplantae; Streptophyta; Magnoliopsida; Malvales; Malvaceae. The transcript has 9 exons. The record is from RefSeq and is a predicted model, not a curated record.
CUCUUUCCAUUUUAGCUUCAAUUUAGAAUCACAGAGACAGAGGCAGAAGUGUCCCAACUGAAUGAAACAGCUGUUCGUCUUCCCUAGUAUAUGUUUCAUUUUUCUCGGAUUAUCUGCUUUGUUCCGACUUCAUCUUCACUAGCAGCAGUCUACUUAUCCGCGUAAUGGGUGGCUGUGUCUCGGUACAUAGUGAGAAGGUACGAUCUAGGUCGCACAAAAGACGCUUCGGCGGAUUCCGCAAGCGCCAUGGAAAGAUCGUCUCUUCAGUUCCCAAUGUACGUGUGAAAAGGACGAGUGAUGCCGGGAGUCAUAUGGCAGAUUUUGCUGUUAGUGAAUAUGUUCAUCUCGACUUCGAGAAGGGUGCUUCAACCACCUGCAACUGCAAGCACGCGGAGAUGUCUAACAUGUCAUUCCAUCUGACGCAGCUACAAUGGAACCACAAUCAAAUGGAUGCCAAUGGAAGAUGCCAAGAGGAAGUAUGGUUCGAUUCUGUUAGCAUUAUCGAGUCCGAGUCAGAUGAUGAUUCCGGAAGUGUAUACGGAGAUGCAUUUUCUUCAUUAGCGAAUAUCUCAAAUGCACAAGUGCUUCAGUACGAAAGUUCAUGCUUCGUUGAAAAUGGCUCCACCUAUUCAGGAGAGAAAACUCAAGAGAGCCAAAAGAAAUCGACGGUUAUAAUGGUUUCCGCAAAGACGAAAUCUUUCGUAGGUGCAGCUGAGAGAUACAUAUACCGUCCGAGAGCUGGACUUAUAAUUCCUUGCUCACGAGGGAAACCGACUGAAGGAAGCUGGUCAGAGAUUUCACCUUCACUUUUUAAGCUCCGAGGAAAGAAUUACUUCCGAGAUAAACAGAAGUUACCUGCUACAGAUUGUUGUCCAUAUGUACCAAUCGGUGUCGGUUUAUUCAUCUGCCCUCGGAAAGUGAAUCACAUCGCUCAGCACCUCGAACUACCACAUGUAAAACCGCACGAAAAAGUGGCUGCCCUGCUAAUUGUUAAUAUACAGGUUCCGACUUAUCCGGCAAGCAUGUUUCUUGGUGAUGCAAAUGGGGAAGGCUUGAGCCUUGUCUUAUAUUUUAAGGUCUCGGAUACUUUUGACAAAGAUAUAUCCCCUCACUUCCAGGACAACAUAAAGAAAUUUAUUGAAGAUGAAAUCGAUAAAGUUAAAGGGUUUGCAAAAGAGUCCACUGUUCCUUUCAGAGAGAGGCUGAAGAUUUUGACCGGUUUAGUUAACGCAGACGAGCUUCAGUUAGGUAGUACUGAAAAGAAGCUUGUUCAAGCCUAUAAUGAUAAGCCAGUUCUUUCACGCCCCCAACAUAAUUUCUAUAAGGGACCAAAUUACUUCGAGAUCGACCUCGACAUACACAGAUUUAGCUACAUAUCUAGGAAAGGGCUUGAAGCAUUUCUAGACCGCAUGAAAAAUGGUAUCAUUAAUCUGGGUUUGACUAUUCAGGCACAAAAACCAGAGGAAUUACCAGAGCAAGUCUUGUGCUGUUUGCGGUUGAAUAAGAUAGAUUUUGUAAAUCAUGGCCUAAUUCCUACCAUUGUCACUGUCAAAGAUGAUUAAAAUGCAAGAUUUCAAAACAACAAUUCAACAAACAAAUCAGU